UUUCUUUUUUUCUUUUUUCUUUUUUUCUUUUUUCUUUUUUUCUUUUGUAACAUGUUUCGUUUUACAAGAUUAGCUAUUAAGACACCAUUAUCUCGUACUAUUAUUCCUAGUAGGAUUUACACUGCACCUGUCACACAUGUCUGGCGCCAUAACUUCUCAAACACGCCUUUUAUUCAAUCAGAAAAGAAACUAAACGAAGAAGAAGACGAUCUCGAAACGAUCGAUCCCAAAGACUAUCCCGAACUCUAUCCCGAGAACGACAAAGAUAUAGAGUUCAAUGAAAGUGACGAACAGAUUGAUACAGAUUGGUUUGUGGACCCAGACUAUUCAGACGAAAAGAUCUUGUCAGAAACAGAUUUCAUACCCAUGUGGCAACGUCAAGCACUGGGCGAACAUUUAGAGGACCGUCUUGCAUUACAACAAGCGUCUAGAGAUCUCAUGGAAUCCGGUCAAUUAACUGCAGAAAGUCUGUGUAGUCUUUUAAAAGAAAGUAAAAUGGAUCAUGUCAAGGUGAUUGAUGUGCGAGAAAAAUGCGAUUGGGCCGAAUACAUGAUUGUGGCUUCUAGUUCAAAAGGUGAUAAGUAUCUGAGUAGUGUGGCUGAACAUAUCGGUGGCAUGGUGAAGAAAGCUAUUCGAUCCAGUCCUCAUCAAACACAGCCUGUACCCCAUAUUGAAGGAAGAAAUGACAAGUCUGGCUGGAUCUUGGUCGAUUUAGGACGUAUUGUUGUACACUUAUUUACCCCUGAAAUGAGAGAACAUUAUGACUUGGAAGGUUUAUGGGACUCUGUAUCCUCAGAUCCUACACAACCUAUGAAACUAGAAGAGUAAUGUAUAUGUUGCACAAAUAAACACAAGUAAACACGCCUUGCUGUAUA
This is a messenger RNA of Gilbertella persicaria, 875 nucleotides long. Its product is annotated as Oligomerization domain-containing protein. The record is from RefSeq and is a predicted model, not a curated record. Gene Ontology annotation, biological process: negative regulation of translation; negative regulation of ribosome biogenesis. Gene Ontology annotation, molecular function: ribosomal large subunit binding. Bases 52 to 828 code for a protein of 258 amino acids. NCBI's taxonomy places the organism in Eukaryota, Fungi, Mucoromycota, Mucoromycetes, Mucorales, Choanephoraceae. The transcript has 2 exons.